AUGUCAUCACGUGAGUUGUGUUUGUCCAAUCCCCGCACCGGCCCGUACCGAAAACCCGACGUCACUGUGUUCUACGCCGCCAUGUCGUCCGGCGUCGAGCACAUCACCUUCAAGCGGCCCACCAACAACGAUCACAAGCCAAAGACAGCACAGCUGCGCCACACAGGUAUCCUCCAAGACCAGCUUCGGAGAGCACAACGUCGACCAUGGGUCCCAACCUUUUCACUCGCCGUACGCAUCCUAGCGCUCAUCAGAGUGUCUGGGGCCAUGUAUUCAAACAUCAGCGACUGUGACGAAGUUUACAACUUUUGGGAACCUCUACACUUCCUUGACCAAGGCUAUGGCUUUCAAACAUGGGAAUUGUCGCCAGCAUAUGCGCUCAGAAGUUGGGCAUACAUAUUACUGCACUUUAUCCCACCUCGACUUGGACGACUGUUGGUAGCUGGAGACAAGCGCGUCGCCUUUUUUGCGACAAGAAUCUUCCUGGGAUCUGUAUCAACCCUCGUUGAGGCCACUCUCUAUCGGACUAUCGUCACAGCAAUCAAUGAACGCGUCGGACGGUAUUAUUUCUUCCUCAUGAUCUUCAGCGCAGGGAUGUGGAAUGCUUCCACAGCUCUCUUGCCCUCAACCUUCGCAAUGUACACAACGGCCUUGGCAUGCUCUUACGCAUUUAUCCCCACCACCACCAAAAAUAAACACCGCACGCUGGCCGCAACCCUGCUCUUCGCGGUUGGCGGCAUCGUAGGGUGGCCAUUUGCCCUAGCACUUUCCAUGCCAUUCAUCCUCGAAGAGCUCUUCGUAUAUGGCGCCGACGUUGUUACCCCGGAGUCUCACGUAGCCUGGAUGACCACUCGUUUUACUCGUCUCUUCGGAGCGGGCCUAGCGGCUCUUCUCAUCUUCAUACCCGUUACGGCCAUCGACAGCCUAGCCUACGGCAAACUCGCCUUCGUACCUUGGAACAUCAUCAAAUACAACCUCUUCGGGGGCUCAGAGCGCGGCCCGACAUUAUAUGGCACCGAACCAUGGAAUUUCUACCUCAACAACCUCAUUAUCAAUUUCAACUUCGUUCUGCCUCUAGCCUUAAUAUCCUUACCCGCACUGGCAGUAACUUACGUCGUUGACCGGAAACGUCUGGGCUUCUACACCCCAACAGCGAACCAGAGCUCGCCGUUCACUUUGCUGGCUCUGAGGCUCGCCCCUUUGUACCUCUGGCUAGGUAUCUUGACGUUACAGCCGCACAAAGAAGAAAGGUUUAUGUUCCCAGCCUACCCUCUUCUCUGCUUCAACGCGGCCGUGAGCAUCUACCUCAUCCGUGGCUGGCUAGAAGUCGGUUACAUUAAAGUGACGAACUCCCCUUACCGCGCCUCCCAAGCAGUUGUCUUCAGCAACCUCACUCUCUCCAUCAUCGUCGCCUCCUCCUUCAUCUCCCUAACCCGCAUUCUCGCGCUCUGGAACUACUACCAUGCCCCUCUCGGCAUCACCUUCGACCUGCAAAUGACCGAGCUGCCCCGUCUGCUCAACGCCACGGGUCUCCUGCCCGUGUACCCCCCGAACAUGCCAGAGGAUGAGCAGCCAAGGAUCGACUUGUCCCCAGUGAAGGAAUUUGAUUUGAAGUUGUGUCUUGGAAAGGAGUGGUAUAGGUUCCCGGGGAGUUAUCUUGUACCGAAUGGUGUGAGGGUCGAGUUUGUGAAGAGCGAGUUUGAUGGAAUAUUGCCGAGGCAUUUCGAGGAAGGUCCGUUGGCCAAGGAGGAGGGGGAGGGAGGGGUCUUGAAGGCGCUGUCGAGGAACUGGUGGAUGAGGCCUCAGACAUCAUAUGUGCCGAAGGAUCUGAACGAUCUGAACAAGGAGGAACUCUCGCGAUAUAUCCCGAUAGACGAAUGCGACUACCUCAUCGAUCUCGACUUCCCAUUGCAUCCCUCCAGUAGCCCUCUCGAGCCCCGAUACGCUACGAUGACCGACACCUGGGAGCGUGUCUCCUGCCGCCCCUUCUUGGACGCCCGGCAUUCGUUAACCCUGACACGAGUGUUCUGGUUGCCUGGCGAGGCAUGGCAAAGACGGAACGAGUUUGGCGACUACUGCUUGCUGAAGAACAGCGAGCGGGUUGGAAGCAAGGAGCGGCUUUGGAUCGAAAAAAGGGCUGAGUAA
Messenger RNA from Cyclocybe aegerita, 2145 nucleotides. Lineage: Eukaryota; Fungi; Basidiomycota; Agaricomycetes; Agaricales; Hemipholiotaceae. The record is from the annotation of a GenBank genome assembly.